AUGUGGAACCUAUUAUUACUCCUAGCCACUUUCUUUUCUUCCACAAAUGCUGCUACAAAAGAUCAAUGGAGAUCCCGCACAAUAUAUCAGCUCUUAACUGACCGCUUUUCAAGAGGAAACGGAGACAACUCGCCUUGUCCAGAUCUGGGGAAUUACUGUGGAGGUACCUUCAAUGGAAUAACUCAAAACCUUGACUACAUCCAAAAUAUGGGCUUUGAUGCCAUCUGGAUUUCCCCAAUCCCAGUAAAUUAUCCUGGUGCUUACCACGGUUACGCAGCAAUAGAUUUAUACGGCGUUAAUCCGAAUUUUGGAACUGAGCAAGAUCUUCUUAACUUAGUUAAUGCAUGCCACUCAAGAGGAAUGUAUGUGAUGCUUGACGUCGUAGCCAACCAUGUUGGGCCAGUUACACCUAAUUAUACUCAAAUAAACCCUUUCAACAAUGAGAAAUAUUAUCAUCCUUACUGCGAGAUCAGCAAUUGGAACAACCAAACUAACGUCGAGUACUGCUGGCUAGGCACCUUGCCUGAUUUGGCACAAGAAAAUCCUUUUGUAAGGCAAACUUUGAAGAACUGGAUCCAUUGGAUCGUGAAUAAAUAUGGGUUUGACGGGCUAAGGGUUGACACUGCUAUUGAAGUACCGAUGGAUUUCUGGGCUGAAUUUUCUAUGAGCUCUGGAGUCUAUACAGUGGGAGAAACCUUCAAUGGAGAUCCUAAUUAUUGUGCAACUUAUCAAGGAUGUUUGGAUGGAAUUUUGAACUAUCCUCUGUUCUUCAUGAUGAGAAGUGUUUUCCAGCAAGGACAGCCGAUGUGGGACUGCAGAACUUUUAUGCAAAGCUGCAGCGUCUUUCCAGACCAAACCAUUUUGGGAUCCUUUGUGGACAAUCAUGAUAACCCAAGGUUCUUAAAUGGGACUAGCAACCUAAAUGCAUUCAAGAGCGCACUUGCCUGGAGUGUGACGACGUUGGGGAUUCCAAUCAUUUAUUAUGGAGAUGAACAAGGCUUCAGUGGAGGGCCAGAUCCUUAUUGUAGAGAAGUAAUUUGGCCUUAUUUAAACCAGACAACUUCAGAGAUGUACACUUUCGUGACGCAAAUUGUGAAUUAUAGAAAGCAGAUGCAGCUGUGGAAUUAUCCUUGGAUUGAGAGAUAUGCACAAUCAAACUUCUAUUGCUUCUCAAGGGGUUUAGCGACUAUGGCCUUUACCAAUUCUCCUAAUAAUGUUCAGUAUUCAGUGACUUAUAACCCGUAUACCAACGGUCAAGUUGUCUGCAACAUUUUCUGGCAAAAUGAUUGUGUUACCAUUACCAAUGGAGCAUUAAACGUAGUUCUUUUGAACGGAGAAGUAAAACUUUAUAUGCCUAAAUCCAUGAUGGUUUCGGAGUAA
This is a messenger RNA of Blepharisma stoltei, 1380 nucleotides long. Lineage: Eukaryota; Ciliophora; Heterotrichea; Heterotrichida; Blepharismidae. The record is from the annotation of a GenBank genome assembly.